This is a messenger RNA of Malassezia globosa CBS 7966, 1677 nucleotides long. RefSeq lists its product as uncharacterized. Gene Ontology annotation, cellular component: nucleus. Lineage: Eukaryota; Fungi; Basidiomycota; Malasseziomycetes; Malasseziales; Malasseziaceae. The record is from RefSeq and is a predicted model, not a curated record. Gene Ontology annotation, molecular function: protein-arginine N-methyltransferase activity. The transcript has a single exon. Gene Ontology annotation, biological process: peptidyl-arginine methylation. The coding region runs from base 1 to 1677 and encodes 558 amino acids.
AUGGACGUGGCUCGUGAACAAGAGGCCGAUCGAGAGAUAUGGGACGAAGAGGACAACACAUUUGACGGCUGGGACGAUGAAGGUGCCGUGCCGACGCGGGCGCUGUUUCCCGGUGAUGAAGACCGGACGUUCUCAAGUGCUGACGAAGCACUUGAGCACGCCAAGAGCCAGGGUUGUGACUUGCGUGCGCUUGUGAAACGAUUGCAGCUUGACUCUUGGCAAUUGAUUCGUCUAAUCAACUAUAUCAGGCGGCCGACGACGAGUCCGCGGCCGACGCCCGAGUCGAUCAUGUCUCUCACGGGACAUGAGGCGUUUCUGACGGACGACGGCGAAAUGCAGCCGGUGCCUGGCUACGAGCAAGAUGGGCUGCUACAGCUGGACUUGACAGAAGAAACGGAGCGGAUGGAUCCGAAUGUCGAGCUCGCGAUGCUCCGUGCGGCGUAUGAUGAGCUUCGACAUCAGUACGCGGAGCGCUUGGGUAUCACAGCGGCGACGGCCCAAGCGUCCGCGCGUGCGUCGGUGCCGGUGCCAGCUGCAUCGCCUGUCGAUGCGCACUACUUUGAAAGCUAUGCUGGGCAAGAUAUCCAUCAGACCAUGAUUGGCGAUACGGUGCGCACACUUUCAUAUGCCAAGUUCCUGCUGUCCCCGGAGAAUGCACACUUGAUCCAGGGCAAGACGAUCAUGGACGUAGGCUGUGGCUCGGGGAUUUUGAGUCUGUUUUGCGCACGUGCAGGUGCGAAGCAUGUGCUGGCGAUUGAUGCCAGUGACGUUGCGGACCGAGCGAGUGCGAAUGUGGAAGAGAAUGGAUUCGGGCAUGUUGUGCGUGUGUUCAAGGGGAAGAUUGAAGCACUCGAUGACGACUUGCGGGCAUGGGCAGGUCAAGUCGACUUGCUUGUAAGUGAGUGGAUGGGCUACUUCUUGCUGUAUGAGUCGAUGCUGCCGUCGGUCUUGUAUGCACGCGAUCGAUACCUGCGUCGUGAGGGUAUUUUGGCUCCGUCGCACUGCCGUAUGCUCCUAGCUGCAGCCACAGACUGCAGUGCACUUUGUGAGCGAACGCGAUUCUGGCGCAACGUAUAUGGCUUCCGCAUGCCAAGCAUGACGCGCGGCCUCACGAGCGAUGCAGCGACCGAGGAUGUCGAAAAGGAAGCGAUCGUGAGUGAUGCCGCGACGAUCUAUGAUCUGCCAUUAGAGACGCUACCAGCGGAGCAGCCGGAGUUUGCCGCACCAUUCUCGCUCACGAUCCAAAAGUCCUGCACGGUGCAUGGCUUUGUGUCGUGGUUCGACACGUGGUUCACACCAGCGCCACGUGUACCGACGAGCGAGCUCCCACCUGUCACGACAGCCCCCGUCCAAGAGCGGGAUGUAUUUGGUCUCGACAUGCAAGGCUCUCAGGUCGUGCCUGCCGUGUUGACGACAUCGUGUCCUGGCGAGACUGUGUCGUUUACGACGUCGCCUUUCGGCAAGCCAACACACUGGAAGCAGACGAUUUUCUUGCUCAAGACGCCGAUCGAGGUCGACGCUGGCUCUUGUUUGCAGGGCGAGAUCCAUGUGUAUGCGUCGAAGAGCAAUGCACGUGAGCUGGACGUGGACAUUCACUAUGCCGUGGAUGAGCACAAGCGACCCGCUGGUGAGAAGCGUGUCUCUACGCGUAUGAUGCAGGCGUAUUGUGUCCGCUAG